Molecule: messenger RNA, 3577 nt
Organism: Cavia porcellus (domestic guinea pig)
Lineage: Eukaryota; Metazoa; Chordata; Mammalia; Rodentia; Caviidae
Gene: Cfap92
Product: cilia and flagella associated protein 92 (putative)
Exons: 16
Coding region: 241-3561 (1106 amino acids)
Source: RefSeq, a predicted model, not a curated record
GCCAAGGUACCAUCUGUGCGCCUAGGCCGACCGGAAGUCCCGCCUCUGGGACUUCCCGCCCCGCCCCCGUGCUGCCUGUCUCCUAGCAACCGGGAAACAAACCCACUUUGCUUUUUGCCCUGGAGCGCACUGCACUCGCGGGUCUCCGGAGGCAACUAGGAGGGCGAGGAGCUAGUGCUCCAACUUUGCCUGAUCUGCUGCCCCACUCACCAGCUCGCAGCCUGCCCUACAGUUUGGAGCAUGUCUCUGCACAUCUGGGAUUGGGGAGAUGAGGACAAAGAAAGCAUCGGGCAGGCCUCCUCCUUCCCAAGCUAUUACCACUUUGGCACAGAAGACAGCCUGAGGGCUCCGGCUCCCGAGCAGGAGUCCAACUUUGACAACAGCUACAGCAGUAUCGAGCCCUUGGAUGCCAGCAUCUUUAAUGCUGACGUGCCCCAGCUGGUCCCCUGCAAUCUCAUUAUCUCCCUGGCCCUCCCUGUGAAUACAGACCUGAAAGGAAAAUUUGCAAAUCUUGAUAAAUACAGAAAGUAUCCUAAACUGCCAAACCGUUUAGCGAAAUUUCGCCGUUUCUACCAUAUUGAGUACUUCUUCCUGCCAGAUGAUGAAGAACCUAAACGAGUUGAUGUGGUGGUGUUUCCAGGACUGGCCAGGGUGUUUCUGGAGUCAGGAAUAAAGACUAUGAAGCCAUGGUGUGAUGACAACAAGCUCUGGGUGUCAUGGAGCCAAACUUUUAAUGUCAGUGUGACAAAGGAAUUAUUAAAGAAACUGAAUUUCCACAAAAUCACCCUGAGGAUCUGGGACACCAAGGACAAGAUUUCGAAAAAGUUCAGGUAUUAUCAUCCAGUGAAGACAUCCUGUUUGUCAGAUGAUGUAAGCUCUUUUGAGGAAGUGAGGAAGUUGGUUUUAAACCAGAGAGAACUGUCUGAACCAGACCCUGAGAGAACUAUCAUGAUCAGGGAGGGGUGGAACGAGGAGUCUCCACCAGAAAAUCAGGAAAAAGCAGAAAAAGGUUCGAAGUCUUUGCCAGUGCUGGAAUCUUCUCCUGGGAACAGUGAGGAAUAUGAAAAGUCAUCCAAAAUAGAUGACCCUACCACAUUUCGGCGAAGCACUUCAAGAGCAACAACUGCCUCUUUAAUGGGGAAAACCAUGUUGGAGAUCAAGGAAUUAAUUGAAAGAACGUCAUUUAGCAGUUUAACAAACAUGGCAACAAAGUCAAGGUCUCUAACUAGAGCAAAAGAUCUUGAACUCAGAAAAAAAGCCUACAAGAGAAUGAAGAAGGCUCCAGUCAUGGAGGACAGAGACCCCAAGCUGUCGGGCUGCUGGAGGCAGAGUGCCUUCUGCAUCCAACUGGCAGUGACGCCGCUCCUCGCAGGGCAGCAGGCUGUCAUGAGCCGUGCCAGUGAGAAGACUGCCAACAUUUUAGAUUGCCUUCUGACCUUAAAAACAGAAGUUCCUAUCAUGACAGAGGAGCAAAAGAGGGACUUAAACCCCCUGACCAUAAAGAUUAAGUGUGCUUCCUGCCUUCCAUCCCAGCCUGUGCCCAUUCAGGAGCUGGAGAGGUUGUGCACACCUGUGUACUGCAGAUACCAGUUUCAUAACACUCCAGUUCACCAGACCAUGGGGGAAUCCCACGGAACCCAUGUUUAUUUCCACGACAUCAAUGUCAUCUUCCUUGGGGCCUUGCACCCUGGUGAGCUGCGGGAGUACCUGGAGGGCCCCCCGAUGGUGGUGGAAGUUCACGACCGGGACCGCAAGGCUGUGGAGUCCUCCCAGAAGCCCAUCCUGUUUGGAGAGGACCCCCUGGAUUUGCACCUCAACCUCCAGGCCUUCAUCUCCCCUGCAGACACAGAGAACAACCCCUUUGAGUCCCAGAAAAAGCUGUGGGACCCUUAUGGAGUUGCUCAGGUCAGUUUUGCUGACCUCCUCCAUGGCCACAAGUACUUGAACCUGGUUGUCCCCAUCGUCAACUGUGAGCCUAGGUCCACAGGCCAUGCCCAGGGCAGCAGGAGCAGGCGGCCUGAUGUCCUCCAGAACAGCCCAAUGCCCAUGGGCAAUUACCUGGAUGCCAACUCGCAGCUCAAACUGCGUGUGACCAUUGCAGUGCCACUGAGCACCAGGGUCGAAGUCCCUCAAGCAGACCUCUUGAAGCCUCUAUUCGGCCGCAUCAUUUUUGUGUUUAACUUCAAGAAGCUGUUCCUUCUCCACAGCCUGCUGCAGGAUAUCACCAUGAUCAACGCCAAGGCCCUGGAAUUAAACUCCUACCCAACCCUCAAUGUCCAGCAGGUCCUGUCGGCCUUCAAGAUGCGGGUGAAGGUGCAGGAUCAGCCAUUCCUGGAUGUGCUCACCGGCUUCCACAUGUGGGACGGCAGAGUCCACCUCUUUGUCCUCGAGGGCUUGGCGGAGCAGGGCCUCAAGCAGCUGUGGGACAGCCACCAGAGCCGAAUCCCCAAGUCCCGGCAUGGCGAAUACAAGGUGUUGUACAACUCACAGCUGCUGUUCCACCACAGACUCUACGCAGACCUGGAGACCAUCCUGUACCAAGUGCACCUCUCCAGGCCCGUGGCGCUUCUCAUGCAGCAGCAGGCCCUCUACCUGCGCAAAGCGGUGCCACGUACAGUCUUCCAGGGGCUGGCCAGGAUCCACGACAUCUGCCACGCCAGCUCCCAGCUCAGGGAGGUGAUUGUGAGAGACCUGCUGCCUUCCUCUGCCAUGCUCAAAGACUUGAGCCAAGAGUUUGGGGUCCCCAUCUCGAAAGAGGACCUCACAGAUGAUCAGCUGCUGGCCUUGCCACCACAGCCUUCCCCCAACCUGGAAGCCUUGCGGUACCGGGCCUUCACCCUCACCUCCGAGAUCCUUGCCCACCAGGCAAAGUACCUGAAAUGGCGGGCCACCAUGCUGAGGAGGAGCCAGUGCCAGGAGAGCCUGGUCCAGAGAAACAUCAAAGAGGCCCACAAGGGCACCGGGAGACCUCCCUUGGGUGUGGUGAAGGUGCUGAGGAUCUCUCCCGCCGCCGGGCCUGUGCACAACUACAGCAUCCAGACCCUGAACUCCUCAGAGCUGGCCAGGAAGGAGCUAUGCCGAGAGAUGGCCAAGGAGCCUCGGAGGAGAUUAGCGUACUCACAUCGAUACCUGUCAGCCAUGGUGGUGCCUCGGGACCCCGAGGAAGAGGAGAAGACAGCGCAGGAGAAGUCCCGCCAGGCCUGGCUCACGGCCAGCGGGUUCCGGGUGGCCGGUCUUCAGAAGAGCACCGAAGGCCACCACCAGGACUUCAGGCUGCCACCUGUCUCAGAGCUGAAAGAGGAGUGGACGGAGGGCGCCCUGUUCACCAAUGUGCUAAGGCCCACGCUGGACCGUGAGAGAUGGGGCUGGGACAGGCGCCACCUGGACUUCGAGCUGUACAAGCGGCCCCCACCUUUCGUGGAAGCAGAGCCUCCAAAAGCCAUGAGAGGCUGCCGACCCACGACUCAUGGCGCAGGGCCUGUCUCCCAGGGCAGAGGCACAGGAGCCCCUGCAGAGCUGCACCACCUGACUCCUCACUUUUCUGGCCACCGCCUCCAUUAAAGUGCAGCAGAACAAA